Nerophis lumbriciformis (worm pipefish) is the source of this 3830-nucleotide messenger RNA. RefSeq lists its product as uncharacterized. Lineage: Eukaryota; Metazoa; Chordata; Actinopteri; Syngnathiformes; Syngnathidae. Gene Ontology annotation, biological process: regulation of transcription by RNA polymerase II. The record is from RefSeq and is a predicted model, not a curated record. Gene Ontology annotation, molecular function: DNA-binding transcription factor activity, RNA polymerase II-specific; RNA polymerase II cis-regulatory region sequence-specific DNA binding. Gene Ontology annotation, cellular component: nucleus.
CUGUUUUCUGGACAAGUCGCCACCUCAUCGCAGGGCCAACACAGACAGACAGACACAUAGUAAAUAAAACAAUUAUUGAUGUGGAAGAAUACGAAGGAGAACUUUCUCGAACAAAAGAGAGGAAGCGACGCGCAAACUGCCGGACGCCGUUAGCUUGGCUCAAUCUCCCGCAGCAGACGCCAAGCAGGAGGAUCAGGACCUGCCAAGCAGCAGGAGUGGGUCUCCAGCAUGGAGGAGAAGGAGCCAGAGCCCCCCCAUGUUAAAGAGGAGGAAGAGCAGCUGCAUGACGGCGACAUAUCCAACAUCCAACUGAAGCAUGUCACGGUGAAGAGUGAAGGAGACGAUGCUGAACGAGAACCAGCUAAGUCGUCGCGGCUUCGUUGCAAAGAGGACGGAUACCGCCGCCGCGGAGAAGCGCGCAGCCGCUCGGAUCGAGUCACACGUUCGUUGCGUCCUCCAGCUGAGCCAAAGACCGGAGAUGCUGGCGACUCCGUCAAUCCCACGGAUGCUUUGUCAGGCGUAAACUGCAUGAAAAAGGAGCGCGGCGCCAGCGAGAAACCAUUCGUGUGCCCGUUCUGCAGCAAACCCUUCAACCAGAGGGUCCAGUUGUCCCGACACCUCAGCGUCCACACAGGAGACAAACCCUUCCACUGCACGGUUUGCAGUAAAAUGUUUGCAACAAGGGACCGCUUGCGCUCCCACAUGAAGAUCCACACCGGGGAAAAACCCUUCAGCUGCUCCGUUUGCGGCAAAAGAUUCUUCCACCGCGCGCAUUUGGUCAAGCACUCGCACAUUCACACGGGGGUGAAACCCUUUCCCUGCCUGUUCUGCGGGAAGAGGUUCUACUCCAACGGGGAUCUGAUCAAGCACACCAGGACUCACACGGGGGAGAAACCGUUCACCUGCUCCAUCUGCAACACCAGCUUCAGCGACACUUCCACGCUGGGCAAGCACAAAAUAAGGCACACGGGCGAGAAACCCUUCAGCUGCAGCGUGUGUGACAAACGCUUCCCGUUCAAGUUCCAGGUGAAAAAGCACAAGUGCGCUGUGGCGAAUAGCGGCGGUAAUUGAACUGUGCUCGACGGCGUGUAGAUAACGUCGACUGUGAUGAUACUCCUCUAAGUGAUACCACAUAAUGGUCCAUGUAUCAUGCGGUUUAUGUUACCAGAUAUACAGUCAGGUCCAUAAGUAAUCGCACUUCAACACAAUUCUAAUCCACAUUGGAUUUGAAAUACAAACCCCGUUUCCAUAUAAGUUGGGAAAUUGUGUUAGAUGUAAAUAUAAACGGAAUACAAUGAUUUGCAAAUCAUUUUCAACCCAUAUUCAGUUGAAUAUGCUACAAAGACAACAUAUUUGUUGUUCAAACUGAUAAACAUUUUCUUUUUUGCAAAUAAUCAUUAACUUGAGAAUUUGAUGCCAGCAGCACGUGACAAAGAAGUUGGGAAAGGUGGCAAUAAAUACUGAUAAAGUUGAGGAAUGCUCAUCAAAGACUUAUUUGGAACAUCCCACAGGUGAACAGGCAAAUUGGGAACAGGUGGGUGCCAUGAUUGGGUAUAAAAGUAGAUUCCAUGAAAUGCUCAGUCAUUCACAAACAAGGAUGGGGCGAGGGUCACCACUUUGUCAACAAAUGCGUGAGCAAAUUGUUGAACAGUUUAAGAAAAACCUUUCUCAAGCAGCUAUUGCAAGGAAUUUAGGGAUUUCACCAUCUACGGUCCAUAAUAUCAUCAAAGGGUUCAGAGAAUCUGGAGAAAUCACUGCACGUAAGCAGCUAAGCCCGUGACCUUCGAUCCCUCAGACAGUGCGACAUCAGUGUGUAAAGGAUAUUACCACAUGGGCUCAGGAACACUUCAGAAACCCACUGUCAGUAACUACAGUUGGUCGCUACAUCUGUAAGUGCAAGUUAAAACUCUCCUAUGCAAGGCGAAAACCGUUUAUCAACAACACCCAGAAACACCGUCGGCUUCGCUGGGCCUGAGCUCAUCUAAGAUGGACUGAUACAAAGUGGAAAAGUGUUCUGUGGUCUGACGAGUCCACAUUUCAAAUUGUUUUUGGAAACUGUGGACGUCGUGUCCUCCGGACCAAAGAGGAAAAGAACCAUCCGGAUUGUUAUAGGCGCAAAGUUGAAAAGCCAGCAUCUGUGAUGGUAUGGGGGUGUAUUAGUGCCCAAGACAUGGGUAACUUACACACCUGUGAAGGCGCCAUUAAUGCUGAAAGGUACAUACAGGUUUUGGAGCAACAUAUGUUGCCAUCCAAGCAACGUUACCAUGGACGCCCCUGCUUAUGUCAGCAAGACAAUGCCAAGCCACGUGUUACGUCAACGUGGCUUCAUAGUAAAAGAGUGCGGGUACUAGACUGGCCUGCCUGUAGUCCAGACCGGUCUCCCAUUGAAAAUGUGUGGCGCAUUAUGAAGCCUAAAAUACCACAACGGAGACCCCCGGACUGUUGAACAACUGAAGCUGUACGUCAAGCAAGAAUGGGAAAGAAUUCCACCUGAGUGUCAUGACUUGGUCCUGGGUGUUUGCUUUUCCGGAAGGCAACGGAAAGUUGGCUCGGGCGAGACGGGAAUGUGAGUACAUGAUUGUUUAUUACUAUCAAAAAAAGUACAAACGAAAAGCGCGCACAGUGGCGGAGAAUAAACUAUGAAACCAAAAGACUAUAGCAUUAAUAAACAAAAACUUACUUGGCUUGGACUAAAGUUGCAGCAUGAAAGAUGGACAUGAAAAAACAAGUGUCAGGAAUGUGAAGAGCAUAAAUGUGUGAAGUCGCCAGAAAGACAAACUGAAAACAAUGAACUUAAAUACUACAGACAUGAUUAACGAAAACAGGUGCGUGACUCAAAACGUGAAACAGGUGCGUGACGUGACAGGUGAAAACUAAUGGGUUGCUAUGGUGACAAACAAGAGUGCACAAUGAGUCCAAACGUGAAAAAGGUGAAACUAAUGGGUAACCAUGGAAACAAGACAAGGGAGUGAAAAGCCAGAAACUAAAGAGUCCAAUAACUAAACAAAACAAAACAUGACUAAUACAAAACAUGGUCACACAGACAUGACACUGAGAAGCUUCAAAAAUGUGUCUCCUCAGUUCCCAAACGUUUACUGAGUGUUGUUAAAAGGAAAGGCCAUGUAACACAGUGGUGAACAUGCCCUUUCCCAACUACUUUGGCAUGUGUUGCAGCCAUGAAAUUCUAAGUUAAUUAUUAUUUGCAAAGAAAAAAUAAAGUUUAUUAGUUUAAACAUCAAAUAUCUUGUCUUUGUAGUGCAUUCAAUUGAAUAUGGGUUGAAAAGGAUUUGCAAAUCAUUGUAUUCCGUUUAUAUUUACAUCUAACACAAUUUCCCAACUCAUAUGGAAACGGGGUUUGUACAAACUUAAAGUUUUAUUUUGAGGGUAUUUAGUAAAAGUGGCCGGAUGUUUGUUUUGACCUCAUUUACAAGCAGCACAAACAAGGUCUCGAGAUCAUUUCAAGUGAGCUAUUUGUAUUAUAAAUAUGUGGCCGUCAACUGUCAAUCUGAGAUCCAAAGAGCUGUGUCAGUGAAGCAAGCCAUCAUUAGGCUGAAAAAUCAAAACAAAGACCUUCAGGUGAGCACUGACGGCCCGCAGGUCCGAGACCCACAGAAGUGUGGACCGCAGUGACCAAGUGGACUCACCCUCAAUGACAUUUCUGCAUGCUGCAUCCUGCUCCUGUACAUAAGACGUGUUUUCUGUGUCAGCAUGUUAUAAGAGGCACAAUAGAGGAUGUUUGUAGUCCAGCUCGGUUCAAGAACAACAUGGGUAGAAGAGCUGCUUGAUUCAUUACAGAUAAAAGCACAUUAAAAAUGACGUCCAAAACAAAA